ACAGACCAAACUCGGGUCAUAGACUGUACGGUUAAUCGCCUUCAUUGGUCAGCCUUCCAGCGACGUCAUAAGUUUGUCAUGAGUCGGAGGAAGCGGGAACCCCAUCAUCCUCUGACUGGAUUUGUCUCCACGCUGCUUUUGCCUGCUGGUUGAAAAAAUCCAAACCUUCACACAUGGCUGGUCAAAAAGAAAUAUGGCAAAAGAUUGGAGAGGACUUUGUCCAAGAAUAUUACAACCAGUUUGACAAUACCAACAGGAUGGGACUUGGUAACCUAUAUUCUGAUGCAGCCUGUUUGACAUGGGAAGGGUCACAUUAUCAAGGGAGAGAAGCCAUUACUGGCAAAUUAGCAAGUUUGCCUUUCAAGUGUAUUAAGCACAUCAUCACGGAACAAGACUUCCAACCCACAGUGGAUAGCUGUAUCCUCAUCAUGGUUUUUGGACAGUUACAGGUAGAUGAUGAUCCACCAAUGGCUUUUCAUCAAGUGUUCAUGCUGAAGUCCCAAAACUGCGCAUGGGCUUGCACAAAUGAUGUCUUCCGGUUGGGGAUACACAACAUACCAGUGUAGUGAUCUGGAUUUGUUGACUCAUGGACAUUGCUAUCCAGCGCUGAUUUCAUACAAUGGUCAUGCUGUCACUGAAAACACAUGGAAUUAUAUACAGUGUUUACAUUGCAUUUAUAAGCAUGCUACUUGUAUUGAAGAUGUCAAUUCAGUCCUACAUUUCUGACCAAUAAAAGUCUGAAUUACUGUAA
Molecule: messenger RNA, 751 nt
Organism: Scatophagus argus
Lineage: Eukaryota; Metazoa; Chordata; Actinopteri; Scatophagidae
Product: nuclear transport factor 2-like
Exons: 5
Coding region: 174-566 (130 amino acids)
Biological process (GO): protein import into nucleus
Cellular component (GO): nuclear pore central transport channel
Source: RefSeq, a predicted model, not a curated record